AUGAAAUCUCGGCGCCAGUUGCCGGACAGAUCCAGCUGGGUCCUUGCCUUGGUAAUGGCCGGCCUGGUCUUCGCCGGGGUCCUGAUCGGAAGCUUCAUCCGCGCCGCCGACAACUCCUUCAUAUGCUCCCUCGCAAGCAAGAAGUUCCGCGCCGCAGCAGAGUACGCCUCCACGCCGGCCCAGCUCCAGGCAAUCGUCCACUACGCCACCUCCCGGACCACGCCGCAGCAGAACAUCUACGAGAUCUCUGAGACCCUCGGCGUCUUCCGCGGCCGCAAUUUCGCCCCUGCCAAUUUCCUCGUCUUCGGCCUCGGAUUCGAUUCCCUGAUGUGGAGCGCACUCAACCCUCAGGGGAAGACCAUCUUCCUCGAAGAAGAUCCCUCAUGGGUGAAAUCCGUGCUCAAGGACGCGCCCUUGCUCGACGCCCGCACCGUCCAGUACCGCACCCAGCUCAAGGAAGCCGACGACCUCCUCAAUUCGUACAAGAAGGAGCCGAUGUGCUCCCCGGCCAAGGCCUAUCUCGACGGGAACUAUGCCUGCCCGCUGGCCCUGACCGGACUGCCCGAAGAGGUGUAUGCGACAGAGUGGGACCUGAUCAUGAUCGACGCGCCGCGCGGGUAUUUCCCCGAGGCGCCCGGGAGGAUGGCAGCGAUCUUCUCCGCGGCGGUGAUGGCGAGGGCGAGGAAAGGUUCCGGCGUGACGCACGUGCUUUUGCACGAUGUGGAUCGGAAGGUGGAGAAGACGUUUGCGGAGGAGUUCCUGUGCCAGAAGUACCUGGUGAAAGGUGUCGGGCGGCUGUGGCAUUUUGAAAUUCCGCCGGCGGCGAAUGUGACUGAACAGGACGAAAACUCUUGGUUUUGUUAG
Linum tenue is the source of this 864-nucleotide messenger RNA. NCBI's taxonomy places the organism in Eukaryota, Viridiplantae, Streptophyta, Magnoliopsida, Malpighiales, Linaceae. The record is from the annotation of a GenBank genome assembly.